UCUACAGAUUCGCUUUUCUUUUGCUUCGUUCAUGUUAUGUGUUUUCUUCUUGGGCCGAAUGGGCCAGGUUGCUGGGCUUGAAAUGUUGGUAUCAAGUUCUAAUCUCUCGUCUUUAUUGCUUGAUUUGCUUCUCACUAUUCAGCUAUGGCAUGUGAAAGAGCCUCCAUUGUUGUUAUUAAUCCAUAGGUUGAACUUGAACGGUGAAAUCAAUUCAUGUUUCAAUCCAAACAAGUUUGUGUCACUGCCUAGAUAAUGUACAAUUUCUUAAUAACCACAUGGCCUUUUUAGUUUCAAAUAAUUUGUUAUUUUAUUUUCCCCCUCUUUUUUUGUUAUCUACAGUGAACCCCAUGUAGUUCACAAUUCGGUGAAGAGGUGUGUCAUUUGUUGGUUUUGCCGUUUUGGUAUGUUCAGGAUUCUGAACCACCCAUGAGGCCAUGAUUGGGCUUCACAACUUUACUUGUUGCGUUCUUAGCUACUCAUAUUAAACUAGGCCGGGAAUUCAUGCAUGCAGAUUUGUAAAAUUAUAUGGUGUAAUUCGGAUUCAAGCCGUGAUGUAUCUGAAUUGAGGGGCUAGGAUACUAAUAAGUAACUGAUACAACAACCUUUUAUCAUGAAAAUUGCAGGCAGAGAUGGUUGCCUUCGGGAAAAGGUUGAAAGAAAGACAACUUGAAGAAUGGCAAGGAUAUUACAUAAAUUACAAACAAAUGAAGAAACGAGUAAAACAGUAUGCUCAACAAAUAGAACUCGGAACACUAGAUAGACGACAUGUACUAAAGGAUUUCUCAAGAAUGCUGGAUAAUCAGAUUGAGAAGAUUGUCCUUUUCCUUCUGGAACAGCAAGGAGUUUUGGCAAGCAGGAUCGCAAAGCUUGGAGAGGAGCAGGAUGCUGUUCAGCCCGAGCCUGAGUUACAAAAAAUAGCCAAACUACGCGAAGAUUAUAGAGCAGUGGGGCAAGAUUUAUUGAAGCUUUUCUCUUUUGUAGAGAUCAAUGCUAUUGGUCUGCGCAAGAUAUUGAAGAAGUUUGAUAAACGCUUUGGCUAUCGAUUCACCGAUUACUAUGUCAAAACUCGUGCUAAUCAUCCUUACUCUCAGCUGCAGCAAGUUUUCAAGCAUGUGGGAUUUGGAGCUGUUGUGGGAGCCUUAUCUCGCAAUCUCCAUGAUCUUCAAGACCGCCACGGCAGCUACUUAUCAAUUUAUGAUCAGCCUACUCUUCCCCUUCAGGAUCCUGUCAUUGAUUCAAUAAGAGCAGCCGUUGACAGGUUAACCAACUCAACUAACUUUCUUAACUUUCUGGGUCAACAUGCACUCAUUAUGCAAGAGGAGCUGCCUGCACAUACUGAUGAGCCUAUCGAUGAUCAAAAAUAUCAUUUUAUGUCUCUUAUUCUGAACUUGGCUAAUACAUUUUUGUAUAUGGUGAACACAUAUAUCAUCGUCCCAACGGCAGAUGAUUACUCUGAGAGUCUUGGGGCUGCACCAACAGUUUGCGGUAUUGUGAUUGGAGCAAUGGCUGUUGCGCAGGUGUUUUCUUCCGUGUAUUUCAGUGCGUGGUCAAAUAAGUCCUACUUCAGACCACUUAUAUUCAGUAGCAUCACCCUUUUUCUCGGAAAUGCCCUGUAUGCAUUGGCAUAUGACCUUAAUUCAAUAUGGAUCCUCUUACUUGGUCGUCUUUGCUGUGGGUUAGGUUCUGCCAGAGCCGUUAACAGACGUUACAUCAGUGACUGCGUGCCCUUAAAAAUUCGUUUGCAAGCAUCAGCAGGUUUUGUUAGUGCGAGUGCUCUUGGAAUGGCUUGUGGUCCUGCAUUGGCUGGGUUACUGCAAAUAAAUUUUAAGAUCUACAAGAUCACAUUCAACCAAGAUACCUUGCCCGGGUGGGUCAUGGCUGCUGGCUGGCUCAUGUAUCUAAUAUGGUUGUCGUUCAGUUUUAAGGAACCUUCUCAUGAUAUUGAAGAGAAUCAUAAACCACAUAAAUCCAAUGCUGCAGAAAGCAGUGAACUUGAAAAAGGCCAGAAACAACCAUUGCUGGUUAGUUCAGAAAACAAAGCAGAUGAAGAAGCUCCGGAGGAUUGUGAUGGUAGUGAAGAAGCUCCACAGGAAUCGCGUAAACCAGCAAAUUCAAUUGGAUCAGCAUAUAGACUCCUUACUCCUUCUGUAAAGGUUCAGCUAUUGAUAUAUUUCAUGCUCAAAUAUGCAAUGGAGAUUUUGCUAUCAGAAUCUAGUGUCAUCACAACAUACUAUUUCAGCUGGUCAACAAGCACAGUCGCCAUUUUUCUUGCGUGCCUCGGCCUGACAGUUCUUCCUGUAAACAUUGUUGUUGGAAACUAUAUAAGCAAUAUGUUUGAGGACAGGCAAAUCCUGUUGGCAUCAGAAAUUAUGGUUUUCAUAGGCAUAAUCUUUAGCUUCAACUUGUUUUUUCCAUAUUCUGAGCCACAAUACAUCUGUUCAGGCCUGCUGAUGUUUGUUUCUGCUGAAGUACUUGAAGGGGUUAACUUGUCACUCCUUUCAAGAGUGAUGUCAUCGAGACUUUCACGAGGAACCUACAAUGGAGGGCUCCUUUCAACGGAGGCCGGCACAAUCGCAAGAGUGAUAGCUGAUGCAACCAUCACACUGGCUGGCUACGUGGGUGUCAGCAGGCUCCUAAAUCUAACCCUUCUUCCUUCCCUCUUCAUUUGCAUAGCUUCCAUCUUAGCAACAUUCUACACUUAUAAUUCCUUAUAUUGAUUUUGCUGCCUGGAUCGAUGCCUUCCAAGGAGAGGAUUUGAUUUUUAACACAAUUCACCUCCUUGUCAUUCUUGAAUGUUUUCAUGCUUCUUUCUAAUUUCUUUUGAUCUAGCUACAAGGUCCUUUAAUUUGGGCUACACAAAUCUUAGAUGUUAUUCAUGUAGGUUGGCCAAUUGUAAAUUUUUAGCUGAA
Arachis duranensis is the source of this 2909-nucleotide messenger RNA. Its product is annotated as SPX domain-containing membrane protein At4g22990. Gene Ontology annotation, molecular function: transmembrane transporter activity. The transcript has 10 exons. Lineage: Eukaryota; Viridiplantae; Streptophyta; Magnoliopsida; Fabales; Fabaceae. Gene Ontology annotation, cellular component: plant-type vacuole membrane. Gene Ontology annotation, biological process: transmembrane phosphate ion transport from cytosol to vacuole. The record is from RefSeq and is a predicted model, not a curated record. Bases 630 to 2717 code for a protein of 695 amino acids.